Messenger RNA from Chrysemys picta bellii (western painted turtle), 1544 nucleotides. Lineage: Eukaryota; Metazoa; Chordata; Testudines; Emydidae. The record is from RefSeq and is a predicted model, not a curated record.
GCUGUGGGUCAGGAGCGAGGGGCCCCGGCAGAGCUGGGGGGCUGGGCCCCUCCGGCGCUGCAGAGCCGAGCGCUCUCCUUGGGGCUGCGCCUUUGCGGCUUGCACAACAAGUGUGUACGUGCCCCGCCUGCCCACAGCCCGUGUCAUCACCUCCCCACCCCCAGCUCGGCUGGAUUCCCCCACCCCACGGUUGCCCCACAAACCUUCCUGUUCCUCCUCCCCUCCCCUGGCCAGGGCCCGCCCUGGGCAGGGAUCCCAGCUCCCCAGUCUCCCUCCUCCAGCCCCGAGUGCCUGCAACCCCUCGGGAUGGCGUCCCAGCAGCUGCGGGCCCAGACCCUGCCCCUCUCCCCCGGGGCCCAGGAGCGGGACUGGCAGCAGCAGUUCGAAGGGGCCUGGGAGCUGGGCCGCAGGGGGGUCCCCCUGCCCAGGGACCCCGACUGGAAAGCCCUGUGCGAGCGCAAGCCCUUCGAGAGGAACCUACUGCAGAGCCCGAACCCCGAAGGUGUGAACAUUUCGGAGCCAGCUCCUCGCCAGCCACCCAACAGUCCCCGGGGGCCGCUGGAGUCCUUGGGUAAUUUCAGCGGCUGGGCCAUUAGCACCGAGGAGCUCCCUCCCCGGACGGGCGACAAGAAGCCCGGCUCUGCGGCUCCGCGCUUGAGCUGGUGCAUCAAACAGCAGCGGGUCGACCUGCUGGCCGAGGGGCUGUGGGAAGAGCUCCUGGACUCCUACCAGCCGAACAUCACCGUCAUGGACUGGUACGAAGACAGCCGGCUGGCCGAAACCGUGUACCAGCUGCACGUCCGGCUUCUGGCCGCCGACGGGCAGACGCCCCUGCGGGAAUUCCACCACCAGGGCCCCGAGCACGGGGCAUCCCGGGAGAAGAACUGGUGCCAUGUUUCCCAUGUUUUCCAUGGCUACGGCCCGGGAGCGCGCUACGUCCAUUUCCAGCACCGGACCUUGGACGCCGAGACGCCGGCCGGGCUCUGCCGCACCAGAGCGACAGACAGCAGCGUCUCCGUGCAGCUGCGGGACUGAUGGAUGGGCCGGCAGCCGGGGGGCGGGGGAGGGCGCGGUUCGGUUUCUGUUCUCCCGGGGUCUGACAGCAGUACCCAGGCAAAAGCCGGUGCUGGAUUCACUGGGAGCGGAGAGCCGUGGCCCCUCUCUGUGCCCUGGGGGCAAAGCGGGGACUGGGUGAGGCCUGUCAGGUCAGUCUCACUGCGGGGGGCUGGGAGCCAGGACUCCUGGGUUCUAUGCCCAGCUCUGGGAGGGGUGUGGGGGUCUAGUGGUUAGAGUGGGGGUGGGGCAGUCUGGGAGCCAGGACUCCUGGGUUCUAUGCCCAGCUCUGGGAAGGGAGUGGGGUCUCGUGGUUAGCCCUCCUGGUUUGCACUUCUGAUUCUGUCUGUGACACUGAGUCAAGGCAUGUCAGGUCUGUGCCUCAGUUUCCCCAGUUGCCCAGUGGGGUGAUAGUUGCAGGGGAACUGUGAGGCUGCAUUCAAGAUGGGACCUGAGCAGUGGCAUUAAAGAAUUUCUGGUGCUUCCUGUGA